CCAAAAAUAUUGUGGUACUAACUGGAGCUGGUAUAUCUACCUCUGCUGGAAUUCCUGAUUUCCGAAGUCCAGAAAGUGGUCUCUAUGACAACCUUCAGAAAUAUAACUUACCAAAUCCACAAGCUAUAUUUGAAAUUGGUUAUUUUAAGGAAAAUCCAGAACCAUUCUUUACAUUAGCCAAAGAGUUAUAUCCUGGUAGUUUCAAACCGACUAUCUGCCAUUAUUUUAUUAAAUUGCUCUCUGACAAGAACUUACUUUUACGUAACUAUACACAGAAUGUUGACUCACUGGAAAGAAUUGCAGGAGUUCCCGGUGAUAAGAUGGUGGAGGCUCACGGUACAUUCCAUACAGGCCAUUGCCUUGGAGAAUGUCGCAGAGAAUACACCCAUGAAUGGAUGAGGG
This is a messenger RNA of Saccoglossus kowalevskii, 402 nucleotides long. Its product is annotated as NAD-dependent protein deacetylase sirtuin-2-like. Gene Ontology annotation, cellular component: nucleus. The record is from RefSeq and is a predicted model, not a curated record. NCBI's taxonomy places the organism in Eukaryota, Metazoa, Hemichordata, Enteropneusta, Harrimaniidae. Gene Ontology annotation, molecular function: NAD+ binding; histone deacetylase activity, NAD-dependent.